UCAUGUGCUGCCAGGUCCAGAGUCUCUCAUGGGUCCCUGUACGGCCUUUCCCAUUGCUGCUGUCUCCAUCGCCACACUCUGCCAUGUGCCACUUUCAGGUAACUCCUCACACUGCUGGUGUGUUGAAUUUUUUGACAUAGGGUGCUGGCAGAUUACGGGCCUCCCAUAGCUGCUGCCAGGCCCCUAAUCUGCCAUGGGCCCCUAUCAUACCGCUCCUCAUGCUGCUGCCAGGUCCAGAGUCUCUCAUGGGUUCCCUGUACGGCCUCCCAUUGCUGCUGUCUCCAUCGCCACACUCUGCCAUGUGCCACUUUCAGGUCUCUCACACACUGCUGGUGUGUUGAAUUUUUUG
Staurois parvus is the source of this 349-nucleotide messenger RNA. The record is from the annotation of a GenBank genome assembly. Lineage: Eukaryota; Metazoa; Chordata; Amphibia; Anura; Ranidae.